AUGGAGUACUUCGGGCAGAUUUCCAUCGGGACCCCCCCCCAGAACUUCACGGUGGUAUUCGACACGGGCUCCUCCAACCUCUGGGUGCCAUCCAUCUACUGCACCAGCAAAGCCUGCACCAAGCACGCCAGGUUCCAGCCGUCACGCUCCAGCACGUACCAGCCCGUGAGCAUCCCCUUCUCCAUCCAGUACGGGACCGGCAGUUUGACAGGGGUCAUCGGGUCUGACCAAGUUACCGUGGAGGGCCUGACCGUGACGAACCAGCAGUUCGCAGAGAGCGUCAGCGAGCCGGGCAAAACCUUCCUGGAUGCCGAGUUCGACGGGAUCCUGGGGCUGGCCUACCCGUCCCUGGCCGUGGAUGGGGUCACCCCCGUCUUCGACAACAUGAUGGCCCAAAACCUGGUGGAGCUGCCCAUGUUCUCGGUCUACAUGAGCUCGAACCCGGACUCCUCCCUGGGUGGAGAGCUGCUCUUUGGGGGCUUUGAUCCCUCUCGCUUCACGGGGACCCUGAACUGGGUGCCGGUCACGCAGCAGGGCUACUGGCAGAUCCAGCUGGACAACGUGCAGGUGGAUGGCACCGUGGCUUUCUGCAAGGAUGGCUGCCAGGCCAUCGUGGACACCGGGACAUCGCUCCUCACAGGCCCUACCAAGGACAUAAAGAAACUGCAGAAAUAUAUCGGUGCCACGCCUGUGGAUGGAGAGUACGCCGUGGAGUGCAGCAACCUGAACGUGAUGCCCGACGUGACCUUCACCAUCAAUGGGCUCCCCUACACGCUCACCUCCCACGCCUACACCCUCAUGGAGUACAGCGAUGGCAUGGCCUUCUGCACCAGUGGCUUCCAGGGCAUGGACGUUGCCCCUCCUGCCGGUCCCCUCUGGGUUUUGGGUGAUGUUUUCAUCCGACAGUUUUACUCCGUCUUCGACCGUGGGAAUAACAGGGUGGGCUUGGCGCCCGCCGCCCCUUAG
This is a messenger RNA of Cygnus atratus (black swan), 966 nucleotides long. It is a transcript of the gene CTSE, whose product is annotated as cathepsin E. The record is from RefSeq and is a predicted model, not a curated record. Gene Ontology annotation, cellular component: endosome. Bases 1 to 966 code for a protein of 321 amino acids. The transcript has 7 exons. Gene Ontology annotation, molecular function: aspartic-type endopeptidase activity. NCBI's taxonomy places the organism in Eukaryota, Metazoa, Chordata, Aves, Anseriformes, Anatidae. Gene Ontology annotation, biological process: proteolysis.